CAUUCUGUUGGUUGAGCCGUCUUCUUAAAGUCCUCAAUUAAUUACGGCACACCAUACCAAGCGGAUUAACUCAUUCUUAAAGCAUUACGUGCUGCAUAGUUUCAUACAAAGAGGGCAAAAUAGCAAAUUUCCAAGACUUAUUUUGAGCAAAAUUCCCAAUAAAAUUAAUCAUUAAAAGCAACCUUGACCUGAGAUUGGCAUUUGGAAAUGAAGUUACGUGUCACCGUCAAUAAAUCGUAUCGUCAAGGUCGCUGGGGUUUCAUAACUUCAAUAUGUCCAGUGUUAAUAAAGGCAAGAAAAGGCCUUCCCACACACCCAUCUCACUUUUCCUUGCUGGGAUUAUUCCUAUUGAAUCUCCUAGUGUCGACAUUAGCGUCAGCUCUGGAAAUCUCACCCAAUUCUAACAUCUCCAAUCCAGGACAUGACGCGCUGGAGGCAUCAGGCGGACUUUUGCAAUCGAAUUUGUCAAGUAAUAUAGCUGCUGCUGGUGGAGUAGUCUUGUUGGGAAAUAAGUCUUCCAGUAAUUACUACAAUAUUGAGAAAGAGUCUGACAGAACAGGAAAUCGCGGAAUGAGAUCUGACAAAGAAAAGGAGAGAUUGGCCUUGCUGAAAAAAAUUCAGCUCUCAGACCAACAUAAUUGUUUCAGUAAAAUACUUUGCGGUUUAUCGGUGGACUCAUCGCAAAAUUCGAAAGACAUUGAUUCCCACUUUGUCCGAAGCUAUAUUGAACUCAUGCGAUCAGCAAAUCCGAAUGAUGACAGCAGUGAAGAAACUCGAACCUCACUUUCCAAUUCGAAUCAUAAUGAUGCUAUUUCCGAGUUUCUCAUGAGAUCCGGGCUUCUCGUGAAACCCAAAAAACGGCAGUCUCAUUCUGCCUCAUCUUCCGAAGAAGAAGGGUCUUCCAACGAGCCCUUGAAAACUCCAAAGAAAAAUGAAUCUCUAAAAAGUCUUUUGACCAAGAGAAGGCUGUCCACCAGUAGAAAUGAUGAUGAUGACUUGACGGAUAAGGAUGAGAAAAAUCCCUUCCGGUUGCUCCCAGUGCUUCAUUUAGCUGGAGAUGGGGCUGAUUUGAGGGACUCUGUGGAAAAUAAUGAUAAUCGUCCGUCGUCCGUGACGUCUAAAAUUGGUUCACUAGUGUCCGCUUGGGUCCCUUGGGUCAGUUUAUCGUUCGGGAGAGACUCCUCCUUUGAAAGCGAUCCAUUUUUUAAAGGAAAUGCAUCAAAGCUGACCAAGAAAAAUGAAGAACGAUGGCAGAAAGAUUUGGAUAAGUUGGCCAUGCUCAUGAGAGCUGAGACAAGGAAGACAAGAAAUAAAAACAAGUCAAAAUCGAAAAGGCAGCGUCAAAGGCAAGAACAGGGCAGAAAUUUUGUAGGCAUACCAGAUAUGGAUGAUGAAAUUAAAGUGUACUCAACUGCUGUGGAUAUCGGAAAGAAGUUAAAGAGUACCAAACAGUGUGACUACUUAUAUAAUGGUUGUGGGGUCAAAUAUGCUGACAUAAUUCAAAUAAUUUCCACAAUCAGAAAAGACUUAAAACAAAGCGAUGAAACGGUAGAGUCCUUGUCCAAAGAAAUUUUAGAAUAUUCUAAGCGUAAGAAAGUCACAAAACAUCAACCAACAAGUCGACCUAAGCGACCUACACAAGUUCAGAACCAAAAACAGAUGCAAAAGCCCAUGACGCAAAUAAGCCAUACACUUCCCAAUGGAGAAAAGGUGGAAAUCAACGUCCAACUUUCGUCCAAAAAUGAAGAUGGAAUCGAGAUCGAAUCCCCUCAUGGAGACUCGUUUGUUUCUGAUGAGGAGUCAGAAAACAUAUCCGUUGACAUCUCUCAGCAAAAGCCUACAAUUCCUGAAGAAGAAUUUGACGAGAAUGACCCGGCCAUUUCCGCAUCCUAUGAGCUAGCUGCAGAAAAGUUACAAGGGGAUCGUCCCGAUCACCGAAAACCAACCCCACUCCACAUUUUCAAUAAACUUAGCCUGCGUAAAAAAUCUACCACAGUAAGACCCACAAAAAUAACUUCCACUCCCAAGUAUGCCGUGUCGGCCAAAAAAAGAAGACCAACUGCGACAACAGAUGCAGUCAGCACGAAAAGACCGAGACCAACCACCACCAAGUUACCAAUUAGAAGUCCUCCAACAUGGCCCACGUCAAAGAAACCCUCCGCCGUUAACACUAAACGACCUACAAAGCGACCCUCGAAAGCAGCGAGUCGUCGUCCAUCAGGACAACAGACAUUAAAGAAAUCCUCAUCUUUUCCCACCACGACAAUGAAACCCAAACCUUCGAAGCCUACAAGGAAGACACAAAGUAAUGUGGAUGAUGAUACCGAAGACACUAAACCUGCAAUGAUUACUAAAACAUAUUCGAAAAUUACAUUCGUGAAAGGAUCUGCGGGCGAAGGUUUUAAUAAGAAUAAAAAAAGCCACAGGAGAAACACUACUACAACUACCCAACGUCCCGUCCUUAAUUAUGAUGAUGACGACAUAGAUUUUCCGAGUAGUCCUCAGUCGGGAAAAAUCACGAUUGAAAUUGACAAGUCUUCCACUCAGGAGGAAGUUGACAGUGAAAGUGAACCGAAAGAAGCAGUUAUUAAUGGGCUUUCUACAACGACCAAAAGGCCCAAACUCACCACAACCACGACAUCCACACCCCCUCCUCUGGCAAUGUUCACAAAUUCGUACAUGGAUGAUGUAAUUGCAGAAAUGAGUAAAACGGUGCGACCAAAAAUCAAAAAAACCACCACAACUCCAACACUACCACCUAAAAGACGUCGCAAACCCAUCAUUUACAACUCUCACAAUCAUCAACACAAUUCGAAUGGUCACUUUUUGUCGCCACCGAAAAAUAACCCGUCCACCCCAGAAAACUCGUAUUACGUAUCAAGCGUGGAAUCUGGGUCUGGAGAAGCACAUGUAUUUGGCAUGCCACAACUGGGAGAAGGAGGAAGCCAAUGGACGCCCUAUGAACAAGAAAAAGAAAAAGCUCAACCAGAUCUAGACGACCCUGCAACUAAACAAGAUCAGCAGCCAAAUACGGACGACGUUGAAAUUGAACCACCGAAAAAACGUAUCGUUUACAAAAACCCCAAAAGACCGUAUUUGAUUCUCAUGAAGCCUGGAGAUGACCCAAAGAAAAAACGUCCAACUCCAACAUCCACUCCAGAACAGGAUAAUAAUCCAAACUCGGACAUAAGUGAAGCACUUCCUUUGGUUAUUGAACCUGGUUCUUCUGAUUAUUCCCAUUGGACACCAGAAUACUAAUCAUUUUAAUAUGAAAUUGUUCCUUUUACCGUUAUCGUGCUUUCACCAUGUGCUUGUAAGUAGGAAAUAUAUGUUUAUAUAACAAUAUUUAUGUAUCAGUUACACAUUUUUUACUAGAUUUGUGUGUAGAAAACUAAAAGUAAAAUGUACCACAUAUUUUUAUUGAUACAACAAAUAUUAAACUAUGACAGAGAACACA
Molecule: messenger RNA, 3457 nt
Organism: Folsomia candida
Lineage: Eukaryota; Metazoa; Arthropoda; Collembola; Entomobryomorpha; Isotomidae
Product: serine/arginine repetitive matrix protein 1-like
Exons: 5
Coding region: 208-3258 (1016 amino acids)
Source: RefSeq, a predicted model, not a curated record